Lachancea sp. 'fantastica' is the source of this 345-nucleotide messenger RNA. The record is from the annotation of a GenBank genome assembly. NCBI's taxonomy places the organism in Eukaryota, Fungi, Ascomycota, Saccharomycetes, Saccharomycetales, Saccharomycetaceae.
AUGACAUACAACUCACAAGACUUCCAAGACGAGGUCUUCUCGUUCUCGCUCACCAGCGAUGCUCCAGCACUCCAACACAGCCCCAGCUCCUACAACUCGAACACAGAUUUGGUCGCAGCAGACGAGGACUUCCUGAUACAAUCGCCCGGAUUCGGGGCCAUGGCCAGCAGCGACGACGACGACGAGCUGUUUGCCCUUGAUACCGAGCUCUCCAUGCUGCCUAGAUCCUACAACUGUCUGCCCUUCGACGAUGCCAAGACCGUGGUACCGGACUCGCUGCCGAUUCCCGACCAGUUUGCCAACGCUGCCCAGGAUAACUACAGAUUGUGGCUAGCAGGCGUGUAG